Messenger RNA from Solea senegalensis (Senegalese sole), 1893 nucleotides. Its product is annotated as syndecan-2-like. The coding region runs from base 92 to 514 and encodes 140 amino acids. The transcript has 4 exons. Lineage: Eukaryota; Metazoa; Chordata; Actinopteri; Pleuronectiformes; Soleidae. The record is from RefSeq and is a predicted model, not a curated record.
CACAGUCUCGAGGCUGGAUGAAGAAGAAAACACCUGCUGAGGUUUCAGUGCGGAGGACGCAAACGAACUGUUUGUACAACUCAGCUGAAACAUGAGGAUAUCGUUGACUGCGUCUCUGCUCGUAUGUUUGGUCCUAUUCUAUCCAGUGAGGGCGACGUCCUCUGCCUUUCCUGAAGACCUGGAGGGAUCAGGGUUUGACCCGGGCGUUUCGGGUUCUGGUUCGGGGGAGUGGCUAGAGCCAGAUGAAUCAACAGACUCCAUGGAUUAUUCCAACAGAAGAGACCACGCCCUUGAUGGUUUAUCGUGGUCUUUGAAGGACUCAGAAUAUGUUACUGUGUCAAACAGCAAAAGUCUCUGGGAGAACAAACAAAUCGUUGCAGGUAUUGCUGCAGGAGGAGUAGCAGGAGUGGCUCUGGCUGCAAUACUGGCUGGAUUAUUAAUCUACACUUGGCACAAGAAAGAAGAGGGAGGAUACAUUCAAGGCCAGCAGACUCACAGGGAAGACAUUGUAUAAUUGUCCAAACUUUUGAAAGAAAACAACUGUCUCACCAAUGUUUUAUAUUUUCCUAUCUUCAGAUAUUUGAGAGAGAGUGGGUUCAGAUAUAUCAUUGUUUUUAAUUGAUAAUUUAUUUUUUGAUAGGAUAAAAUAUGAAGAAUUUGUAAUGAAGUCUUGAUCUUUAUAUUGCACUUUUAAACUACUCAAUUUUUACCCAGGGCCGUAGCAGUAUAGCUACCGUCAAGACUGUUUACUUUGUUUGUAAAGGGAUAUGAUGUUUUAUUAAAGCAGUAGUCUGGUGCAUGUGUAUCUAUAUUUUUGAAUAUUGUAUUAUGUACAAGUCAGCUCGCACUUAUGUAGCAUUUUUAAAACCCGUAAUCACAAGGAGAGAAAAAUGAACGAUUCCUCCUCUGUAGGAAAUGGCACAGGUGUAAAUAAUAAUGAAUUCUAUUUAAUAUUCCAUGUAGCUGCUUCAGUGUCAGGGUCCACACUGACUCACUCUGUCAUGGCUUAAGUAAAGUUAAAUCGCCAAACUGUGCUAAAUUUCUCAUCCUCUGACUUUCAAAGCAGGAAUAAAGAAGGACGAGUCAUUCUGGGCUACAAUACUGGGUGUGCCCUCAAUAUUUAACCCUCAGUGGUAAGGAGGGAGUCAUAAAGUUAUUAUCAAGAAUUAAUGAGGUUGUUGAAUGAAUAUCAAUAUCAAUGAAUAUCAAUUACAAUGAUUGAUGAUCAGCUGCUGCAAUUUAACACGUGUUGUGUUUCCUGUGUACUGUAUGUACCAUAAAAUAUUACUAUUUUUGUAUUGUAUGAUUGUAAUAAUGAAAAUAAAUUAGCUUUACAAUUACUUUGAUCCUAAAUGUCAUUUUAUGUUUUAUGUGCUAAUAUUGUAUCAUUAUUAAUAGAAACACACAGUAUAAACUCUCAAAGCUGAGACCUUAUUGGGAUUGUGCUAUUUUGCAUUUAUUUGUUGUUCUUUUGUGUCUCUUUGUAAUCAUUUUGCAUCUCUUACAUAUCUUCUAUGACAAAUUGUAUGACUCGCAAUAAGAUACACUUAGUGUCCCCUUAGGGAAAUUCUUUUUGGGUAGUUAAAUACUUAAAUCAUCCAUGAGUGUUGUACCGACUUUAUCAAUCUCAUAAUGGAUAAAUGCUGUCAUUGCGGCAAAAUGAAGGAAGUAAGUGUAAGAAAAAAUAAAUACAAAUGACUGUAGACAACGAAAUAUACAGAAAAUCUGUAUAAUUUACAGCCUUAUUUCCAGGUUAUUGCACAGUACUAUGCAUUUCGUCUAGCAAGAAAGUUGUGUUUUUGCAGGUGCAUUUUCCGGGGAUGUAAAGCAUAGCAAAGCAAUUUGAUGGUGAUCUGGAUAUGGAUCCAAAUACAGGAUAUUUGAACAAUAAUA